GGCCAUGGCCAGCGCGGUGAACAAGGCUCCAGCGAGCGGUGGUGCCCGGCGCGUGCUGUUGUUUCCGCUGCCGUUUCAGGGCCACAUCAACCCGAUGCUGCAGCUCGCCGCCGUGCUGCACGCCCGGGGCCUCCGUGUCACCGUCUUCCACUCCGCGUUCAACGCCCCGGAACCCGCGCGCCGCCCCGCGGGCUACCGCUUCGUCACCGUCGGCGCCUCAGUGCCGAUCGCAGACCUCAUCCCCACCGGCAGCCACGGCAACUUCGCCGAGGCGCUGCUUCGCAUCAACGAGCGUCUCGAGGCGCCUUUCGAGGACAGCCUCCGCAAGUUGGUCCUCGAGGAGGAGGGAGCGCCGGCAUGCCUGGUGGUAGACUCCAACCUCCGGGGGAUGCAGGUGGUCGCCCACCGUCUCGGCGUGCCGACGCUGGUGCUGCGCACGGGUGCCGCCGCCUGCCUCUUGGCUUAUAUGGCCUUCCCGGCGCUCUGCGAUAAGGGCGUCCUCCCGCCACAAG
Triticum dicoccoides is the source of this 512-nucleotide messenger RNA. Its product is annotated as DIMBOA UDP-glucosyltransferase BX8-like. The record is from RefSeq and is a predicted model, not a curated record. The annotation marks the transcript as partial. The transcript has a single exon. Gene Ontology annotation, molecular function: quercetin 3-O-glucosyltransferase activity; quercetin 7-O-glucosyltransferase activity. Lineage: Eukaryota; Viridiplantae; Streptophyta; Magnoliopsida; Poales; Poaceae.